Thamnophis elegans (Western terrestrial garter snake) is the source of this 4925-nucleotide messenger RNA. RefSeq names its product armadillo repeat containing 1 (gene ARMC1). Lineage: Eukaryota; Metazoa; Chordata; Lepidosauria; Squamata; Natricidae. The transcript has 7 exons. Bases 2118 to 2957 code for a protein of 279 amino acids. Gene Ontology annotation, molecular function: metal ion binding; protein binding. The record is from RefSeq and is a predicted model, not a curated record.
GAUCCCUUUAUUUUGCAAUUCUAGUACUACACAAAAUGUUUUAUAUAGAGUAAAACCAACAUAUUAAAAUUUAAAAGUCUUUUUCAGGGUUGCAGAACUGUAUCUCUCCAAAUUCAUUACUGUAAUCCUUGAACAUUAGGUGCAUUAGUUGUGCCUGAUGAGAACUGUAGUUCAAUCUGUAGCAAACCAAAGGUUAACUAUGAGAACACUGAACUACAGAUGUGAUAACCACCCUCAACCCCAAACACCAUACCAACAGGUUAAGGAUAUUGGAAAGUUUAAUAUUUGAUCCUUUGCUUUUGGAAUCUUCAAAUUUUGGUCAGGAUGGAUGCAAUGCUAUAUCUAUGGAGCACCAGAUUAGCAAAGACUAGCAUCUUGAAAGCAUGUCACACUGAAUUGUGUGAGAGGGUAGCUUUCUGUGAUUUUGAUGUACAAAUAAAACAAGUCAUUGCUACUAUUGCAAACAACACUGUAGAUGUUUAUGUAUAACUUAAUCUACUAUUUUUUAAAAAAACCUAUUCUCGAUUAAAUGUGUACAGGAUUGCACCCUUAACCACAUCCAUGUGUUUCCUAAAGACCAAAUGAAUUUGUCUACUUUAAAAGUAUAGUACACCUAUACACUUAUAUAUUCUUACUAUCUAUGAUAGCAAAACUUUACAGAUGCAGCCAUUUGUCAUCAGAGAUGCUAAUUAUGUAUAGAGGCCUAUUUUGAAGCACCAUGUAUGUGAAUGUAGAGUAGAAAAUUAAAGAAUUAGAAUUAUAUUUAUGGUAGCAGUUGCACUUCAGCAAAGUUAUUUUCUGGGUAUCAUAAGCCUAUACAAGAAACCCACUGAUGGGUUUAACAAUCACACAAACCUAUGGUUUCUUAAUAAGCAAGUAAUUUGGUUUUGCUGGUACAUUAAGCAAACUGAAUUAUAAUAAAAACUUUGGUUUAUAAAUAGCUGGACUUAUUCAAUGUACAGUUAUGUAUAAAUCAGGCCAUAAUGUAACCCUUUUGUAACUACUUAUAUAUUUAUCAGAAAACUAUUCACAAUGAGUCAUUUUCAAUUUUAUAGCAACCUUGAGAAAAAGAAAUUUAAACUGCAAUUUAAAUACAAUUGUUCGUCCAACUCUAUGUAAUUUAUUUUAAGGCAAACUAAGCCCAGGUUAGUACUUAGAUGAAAAAUUUUAGAAAUGCCCUUGAAAGAAAGAUGCCCUUGAAAGAAAGAUAAAGGCAAAGCAUUUCUGUAGAGCUGCCAACAAAAUUGCAUACCUGUUUCUCUGAAACCAGGUACGGAGUUGCUUUUGAUUCAAAGGAAAAAUCUUGGACAAGUAAAUAUAUAAUUGCACUAUAAAAAUUCCACUCUACGUCAGCCUCUUAGGAGCUUUCUUUCAGGACUCAUACAGAAAGAAUGACUGCACAUUAUAUUCGACCCUAAGAUCACAAUCCUAUACGAUAUUUGAUUAUUUGGCUAAAAUAGUUAGGAGCUGCUAAACUCGGUGUGUGUUUGUGAGAGUGUGUGUGUCUGUGUGUGUGUGUGAGAGAGAGAGAGAACACUCUUGCCUUCGAAUAAGCCUCACUACGGGAGUCCCCAGGCAAGCAAAUGCGCGAGAUCCGUCCCAAGGCGCACGAUUUACACAUUGCGCCUGCAAAGCGCAAGCGUAAGUUGCAACCAUCAGAAACCGAACCAGAGCUUCUUGGGAAUUGUAGUUGUUCAAAAUGCCACCUAAAAAGUUGAUUUCAUUCUAACCCACAAUGCCUCAGAAUCCUUGACCCGGAAUAAGCCAAUCGGAGGGGGGGCUCAUAAUAAGGCGAGCUACGAAUGGAGGGCAGACGCCUUCGGUUACAGCCAAUCGCGUCUCAGGGAUUGCAGCGGUGCCGAAAAGCGGCGAUCGCCCGCCUUGCUGGAUGAAUGCUGCCUUGGCGGGUCGGCGAUUCCAGUUCAGCUGCUGACCUUCGCCGGGCGCCCGGAAGUUUUAAGCGUCUCCUCUGCCCGGGUCUCCGGGUAUGCGAAGGCGGCGGCAGCGGCAUUAGCCGAUACGUGAUUUGGAGUGGUCCUUCCUCCGUGGGGCGGGAGUACCAAAGCGCCUCCCCUUCUGCGUCCAAUGAAAUAGAAUCAUAUGUAUGACAAAGAAAAAUGAAUACCUCAAUGAAUGUGGAGCCUGAUGCACUCACUGUAGUAAACCAGCUGAGAGAUCUGGCAGCUGAUCCUUUGAAUAGAAGAGCAAUUGUCCAGGACCAGGGAUGUCUACCAGGCCUUAUAUUAUUUUUGGAUCAUCCCAACCCACCAGUUGUCCAUUCAGCACUGCUUGCUUUACGUUAUUUGGCGGAAUGUCGGGCCAAUAGAGAAAGGAUGAAAAGUGAACUGGGGAUGAUGCUGAGUUUACAGACUGUCGUACAGAAGACCACAACGCCUGGGGAAACAAAACUAUUAGCUUCAGAAAUCUAUGAUAUUCUUCAGUCUUCCAAUAUGUCUGACAUGGACAAUGUGAAUGAGAUGAAUUCUAGACGUCGAAAAGCUCAGUUUUUUCUUGGAAGUACAAAUAAACGUGCUAAAACAGUAGUUUUACAUAUAGAUGGCCUUGAUGAUUCGUCACGGAGAAACCUGUGCGAAGAAGCCUUACUUAAAAUUAAAGGGGUCAUCAGCUUUACAUUUCAAAUGGCAAUUCAAAGAUGUGUUGUCAGAAUCAGAUCAGAUUUAAAAGCAGAGGCACUGGGCACAGCAAUAGCAUCAACCAAAGUUAUGAAAGCCCAGCAAGUUGUAAAAAGUGAAAGUGGAGAAGAGAUGUUGGUUCCUUUCCAAGAUACUCCAGUAGAAGUGGAGCAAAAUACUGACCUUCCUGAAUACUUGCCAGAAGAUGAAAGUCCUUCAAAGGAGCAAGACAAAGCCGUGUCCCGGGUUGGAUCACACCCAGAAGGGGCAGCCAGUUGGCUGAGCACAGCUGCAAAUUUUCUUUCCAGAUCCUUCUAUUGGUGACUUUGAAUCAAGGCUAAAGGACUGUGCCAACCAACAGGGGGUAGUUUUCCCAUUAUUUUGGCGAACUGCCGAGUGCAAUUUGCAAUAAGUUAUCGUAACAGAUAUUUUUAGACUACACAAAAUAUAUACUGUGUUUUACAUUUUAUUGGACAUUUUGGCCUUUUGAGCAUUCAGAAGAUGGAAGCCUCAAAUCAACGUUUGUUCAUUCCCUCCUCCCCCUCCUUUUAUGUUUUAUUGCCUCACUUUUUAAUGUGGGUCCAUGAUCAACCAAACAUUUUUGAAUUUAUGAAGCUUUAAGUUAACAUUCAUGAUAAAUAGGUGCAGAGCCCACUCAACAAAGAUGUCAGGACAUACGUGCAAAGAAAUCGUUAGCUCUGAUUUUACAAAAUGAAAUGCCUUUUUUUCCUUUUCUUUUUAGCCUUAUUUCAGAUUAUAUAUUUCAAUUAGAAGAAAAGAAAGACAGAUUUAUUCACCUUUUUUUUCAGAGCCAGGGUGUCAUGCUCUAUUUGUAGGAAUGUAAGAUGACUUGGACUUGGAGAUUUGUUUUUUUUUUUUAAUUGUUAGCCCGUAACCACUUUCAAUAGGAACGUUUUAGUAAGAAGAAGUUAAGACAGAAAUGCAUGUCUAUUUAUACACAUUAUAAAUAAUCUGCUGUAAAAAUGCUUCUGACGAAGGCUGUGAUUUUCCAAGGAUGACAAGAAACUAUUGAUUGGAAUGUAGGUCUUUGCUUUUCACAGACUUCAAUUUGUUCCCAUGACACUUUGUCUGUAGUAGAAAGUGUGGUGACUGAUUUGGAAACAAACUUUUGAGUGAGAGCUGAAAAUACAAGUUUAUGGAGAAGGGAUAAGAAACAGGAUGCUGAAUAUGCCAUUGUGCUGCUACAUUUUAAACGUUUUGGCUUGAUAGAAACCAUAUAUUAUUCCUAUUGCCUUUUAAAGAAGCUGAUGUCCUGUGUCAAUAGGGCUGAUAUUUGGAGCUGUAUGACAGUCUGUCAUGUCAGAGCCAGGAGCAGGGCAAAAUUAGUGCCUGAUAGCUAGGGUUGAGGGGCAUCUUUGAAAAGAUGAAAAGUUCCUAAAAGUGCAUUGUAGUUAGUCUGUUAAAACACCUAUACUUGGAGAGCAUCAUCUUGCAUCGUAGCUCCUUAAAGAAGUUCUAAAGUGCUUGGAUCUUGUCUUUUAGUUCCCAAUAGUGAUAAAACAGGUGCUGUUUCAGUCGGCAAGAUGUUGAGAAGAGCAAUUAGAUUAUUGAAAUUUCAGCUGAGAUUUUUCUCAGUUUGUUAGAACAACUGCUACGUUGCACCACAGGAGUAUAGCUGAGAAAUUGCAGUGCUGUUCAAAAUUAAGUCCUUUGCAAUUCAUUUUGUGCUACAGUUGUUACAGAUACUGACUUUUUUGAGGCAAAGCUUUAUCUUUUGGAAGACCGUAGAUUUGUCUUGCACAAUUGCAGCAAUUAAAUAGCAUCAUGGAAUUCUCAUAUAAACAAAACUAAUGUGCAACAGAGAAGGAAUAGUCCAAAAAUAAUUUAAAAUUCACCUGAAUGCAGUGUCCUUUUAAGAUGAAGAAUUUACUUUCAGAUUAGAUUAUUUUCUUUUAUCAUAUCUUUAUUUGGUUAAAGUUUACACACACAGAAUACAAGCUUUCUAAGGCAUGUAUUAUAAUCAAUAUUUAUUACAAAGCAUAUUGCUGUCUAGAAUGUUACAAUACCAAAUGUGUUUGCAAAGAUCUCCGCUGUGUAACUAUGGAUGCAAUGUUUACUUUUCAUUUUAACAUCUUUUCUCUACAUUUUGCAUUGCCGCACACCUCCUUUACUACAUGACACAUCUCUUUGGAUAUUAGUGAUUCUAUACUAGUAAAUAUUAAAAUGUGCAUUUGGUUUGUAAGUAUGCUUUUUUGGUCAGUAUUGCAGCUGUCCAGUUAAUGUAUCUGUAAAACAGAUUUUGCAAAACUGUAAAAUAAAAGUGUAAUAUAA